Molecule: messenger RNA, 1113 nt
Organism: Chironomus riparius
Lineage: Eukaryota; Metazoa; Arthropoda; Insecta; Diptera; Chironomidae
Source: the annotation of a GenBank genome assembly
AAAAAACAAUAAAACAAGAAACACAAAAAAAAAUAAAAUAUAAACAAUUUAAUUGAAAAUUUAAGGAACGACAAUCUUUUAAUACGCUAUAAAACAAACAGAUACUUUAAUAAUAAUGGCAAGCACUUCAAGUUUCAAGGAUCGUGUGGUCUGUAUUCAUCAUCCAGAUGCUCCUUUGAUUGAAGAUUAUCGUGCUGGUGAUAUGAUUUGCUCCGAAUGUGGUUUAAUUGUUGGUGAUAGAGUUAUAGAUGUUGGAUCUGAAUGGAGAACUUUUAGCAACGAAAAGAAUUCUAUAGAUCCAUCACGUGUUGGCGGUCCUGAAAAUCCUUUACUAAGCGGUGGAGAUCUGUCGACAAUUAUUGGGCCCGGAACAGGAAGUGCUUCAUUUGACUCAUUUGGAACUGCAAAAUAUCAAAAUAGGCGAACAAUGAGUAGUUCAGACCGUGCCUUAAUAACAGCAUUCAAAGAAAUAAGUUCGAUGGCAGAUCGCAUUAAUCUACCAAAGACUAUCGUUGAUAGAGCUAAUAAUCUAUUCAAACAAGUACAUGAUGGAAAAAGCUUGAAAGGCAGAUCAAACGACGCAAAAGCAUCUGCUUGCCUGUAUAUUGCCUGUCGACAAGAAGGUGUCCCAAGAACGUUUAAAGAGAUUUGCGCCAUUAGUCGUGUAAGCAAAAAGGAAAUAGGCAGAUGUUUUAAAUUAACAUUAAAGGCUUUGGCAACUUCAGUGGAUCUCAUUACAACUGCAGAUUUUAUGUCACGUUUCUGUGCAAACUUAGUUCUACCAAAUUAUGUUCAACGAGCAGCUACUCAUAUUGCGAGAAAAGCAGUCGAAAUGGAUAUCGUUGCUGGACGAUCUCCUAUUUCUGUUGCAGCUGCUGCAAUUUAUAUGGCAUCACAAGCUUCGGAAAUGAAGAAAACUCAUAAAGAGAUUGGAGAUAUUGCUGGUGUUGCUGAAGCUACAAUUCGUCAAUCAUAUAAACUAAUGUAUAGUCAUGCAAAAGGAUUAUUUCCAGACGACUUUCCUUUUGCAACACCAAUCGAACAACUUCCACUGUUGUAAACAAUUUAUCGUUUUGAUUUUUUUACGUUUUAUUUGAUACUUUAUAUUGCCUA